CCAUCCUCUCCUCUCAAAAAUUUCAAUCCCCUUCUCUCCCUCUCCCUCUUCUUCUCCCUCUCUCUGAGUUAAGAGCUUCACUAAUCUUGAUUAGAUUCAUAUAGUUUCAUUCAGACAGGCAUGAAGAACCCACAGUCAAGCUUGCCACCAGGUUUUAGAUUCCACCCAACAGAUGAGGAGCUCAUCCUCCAUUACCUUAAAAAGAAGAUAGCAUCCAAACACUUUCCUGUUUCCAUCAUUGCAGAUGUUGAUAUCUACAAGUUUGAUCCAUGGGACUUACCAGCUAAGGCUGUGUUUGGAGAGAAAGAAUGGUACUUUUUUAGUCCUAGAGAUAGAAAGUACCCGAAUGGAGCUAGGCCUAACAGAGCAGCAGCUUCUGGGUAUUGGAAGGCAACUGGCACAGACAAAGUCAUAAUGGCAUCAUCAACAAUGGCUUCAGAGAACCUUGGUGUUAAGAAAGCUCUUGUCUUCUACAAGGGAAGACCUCCAAAGGGAAUCAAGACUAAUUGGAUUAUGCACGAAUAUCGCCUAGCUGAUGCCCCUGCACACAACAUCAAGCCUAUCAAGCCUAAAGAUUCAUCUUCCACAGCAAUGAGGCUUGAUGAUUGGGUUCUUUGCCGGAUCUACAAGAAAACCCAUGCUUCACCUCCAUCAGCAUCAGCAGCAGCAGCAGCUGCUAGUGAUCAUGAUCAUGAAGAAGAAGAUGAAGAAGAAGAACAAUAUGUUCAAGAAACCCUUUUACCGAGCUUGAAGAAUCCAUUAAGCAACAAAUCUCUCAUGCCCCAGAAAUCUUCUUCUUUCUCCAACUUACUGGACGCCAUGGACUACUCUAUGCUGCGAACUUUUUUGUCAGAUCAUAAUCAGUUCAAUAUUAAUCCAACUGGGUAUGAUUCAACCCCAUCAUCUCUACUCAAUGGUGCAAUACCAGAGCAAAAUUUCUUCAGCAACUGCAAUCCUCCUGCCAAUAGCAGCAGCAGCUACUUGAUUCAAAAGCUACCCCAGUUGAGUAAUCCAAUACCCAACAUAGAAAACAAGCUCAAGCGCCCAUUUUCAAGCGUUGAUGAAGAUAUGCAUCAUCACCCAUCAAAGAAACUCCUCAAUUCUUGCAGUUUCACUAACAGCACCAGCCAAACUGAUAUUGCUUAUCAUCAAUACAAUUUCCUAAACCAGCCAUUUUUGAACCAGCAAUUACUUCUGAACCCUCAUCAUCUCCAGUUCCAAGGUCAAACUUGACCAAAGCUAGGUUGCAAAAAAAAAUCCAGGAGAACAAAGAACAAAAGAAAAAAAAAAAAAAGAUAAAAUAGCGGAAUGAAAAGAAGUUCCCAUUUCUUGUGUAUAGAAUGGAUGCCUGUAUGUGAUUUUCUUGAAGCAAAAUGACAAAAUUGAACUGCUUGGAUUUGGAUAUUUGAGAAUGGGAUACCAUGUUUAUAGUCAAAAUAUGUUG
Molecule: messenger RNA, 1444 nt
Organism: Manihot esculenta (cassava)
Lineage: Eukaryota; Viridiplantae; Streptophyta; Magnoliopsida; Malpighiales; Euphorbiaceae
Product: NAC transcription factor 47
Exons: 3
Coding region: 121-1233 (370 amino acids)
Biological process (GO): regulation of DNA-templated transcription
Molecular function (GO): DNA binding
Source: RefSeq, a predicted model, not a curated record